AUGGUUUAAACAGAGGAAUUGAAUGAAACUUAUGAUUUUAAUACUUAAGAUUCAAUGACAGAUGACAAAUAAGACCAAGAGUUUUAGCAAAAAACAAAUUAGCUUACUAAUAUUAAUUUGCCAUAAACUUAUACCCAGCAUUCUGCAAGCUCUACUAGAUUUAUUAAUGUGUAUGAUUAUGACAGUUAUCCAAGUGUUAAAGAAGCUGCGGAUAUGUUUGAAAAAAUAGUAAAAAACGAUCUUUUCUUACAAUUAUAAGAACAAAGUAAUGAUUAUAUAUAAAAAAAUACAUCUGUUUAGCUAAAAUUGUAGUUAAAUUAAAAUUCUAGUGAGAGCUUAGAAAUAGACAAUACUACAAAUUAAGUAAAGUUUAUAUAAAAACUGGCAGAGGUAUCCAAUAAUUAAGUAUUAAUCGAGUUUGUUGAUACUGAUUAAAUGUAUUACAUAUAGGAUAAAGGAGGUAUUUAGCCAAUUUAUGUUAAAUUCAAGGAAGAUUUCUAAAUUCCUUUAUUUGUUGAUUCUAUUUUAAGGAUAGGAGACUGCGAAUUCGAGCUCAAUUAAGUUUGCUAUGACUAAGAAAAAAAGAGAUACAUGGAUACGACUUUCAAAAGAAAGUGUUUAGAGCCAUUACCAGAGUCUUAAGAAUAUUGA
This is a messenger RNA of Tetrahymena thermophila SB210, 651 nucleotides long. RefSeq lists its product as hypothetical. The transcript is spliced from 2 exons. The record is from RefSeq and is a predicted model, not a curated record. Lineage: Eukaryota; Ciliophora; Oligohymenophorea; Hymenostomatida; Tetrahymenidae.